GCCGCCCUCUGGCACUCGGGCAACCGCAGUAGCUCGGACAAUGAAUUUUACUUUCGCUACCCAACAUUUCUGAAUUAAAGCCAAAGACAGAGCAUGGACUUACUCUAUACAUAGACCCGAGGCUGAGAGAACAGGGCCAGAUGCGCUGGCUGAAUUGUCACACUAGGUUAUGUUUCAACCCUUUUUUGCAAGAUCGGGGGAGGCGUGUGGAUCAAACUGAUACUGAAGCAGGUUUCCAGGACGUGCACGUCAUGGUGUGUGUGGGCUUCGGCUUCCUCAUGGCCUUCCUGCAGCGGUACGGCUUCAGCAGCGUCGGCUUCACCUUCCUCCUGGCCGCCUUUGCCCUGCAGUGGUCCACACUCAUCCAGGGCUUCUUCCACUCCUUGCACGGCGGCCACAUCCACGUUGGCGUGCAGAGCAUGAUCAACGCGGACUUCUGUGCUGCUGCCGUGCUCAUCUCCUUCGGUGCCGUCCUGGGCAAGACGGGGCCGGCCCAGCUGCUGCUCGUGGCCCUGCUGGAGGUGCUGCUAUUUGGCGUCAACGAGUUCGUGCUCCUUAGUCUCCUGGGGGUGAAGGAUGCGGGAGGGUCCAUGACCAUCCACACCUUUGGGGCCUACUUCGGGCUGGUCCUGUCCCGGGUCCUCUACAGGCCCCACCUGGAGAAGAGCAAGCAUCGUCAGGGCUCCAUCUACCAUUCGGACCUCUUUGCCAUGAUUGGGACCAUCUUCCUGUGGACCUUCUGGCCCAGCUUCAACUCUGCGCCCACCAUGCUGGGGGAUGGGCAGCACCGAACAACCCUGAACACGUACUACUCCCUGACCGCGAGCACCCUCAGCACCUUUGCCUUGUCAGCCCUCGUCGGGGAGCACGGCCGGCUGGACAUGGUUCACAUCCAGAACGCAGCGCUGGCCGGAGGGGUCGUAGUGGGGACAUCAGGUGAAAUGAUGCUGACGCCCUUUGGGGCCCUGGCAGCCGGCUUCCUGGCUGGGACGGUCUCCACGCUGGGGUACAAGUUCUUCACGCCCGUCCUUGAGGCGAAAUUCAAACUCCAAGACACGUGUGGCGUCCACAACCUCCACGGGAUGCCUGGGGUCCUGGGAGCCCUCCUGGGGGUCCUUGUGGCCGGGCUGGCCACCCACGAAGCUUAUGGAGAUGGCCUAGGCAGUGUGUUUCCGCUCGUAGCCGAGGGCCAGCGCUCCGCCACGGCUCAGGCCAUGUACCAACUCUUCGGGCUGCUUGUCACACUGACGUUUGCCUCUGUGGGCGGGGGCCUUGGAGGGCUCCUGCUGAGGCUGCCCUUCCUGGACCCCCCUCCAGACUCCCAGUGCUACGAGGACCGGAUUUACUGGGAGGUGCCUGGGGAACUCAAGGACGAAGCCCAGGGAUCUCUGAGGGCAGAGGAGACAGACACCCGGGCCUAACUUGCUUCCAGCCCGUGAGAGGACACUCUCCUUUUAGAAGAUGGGGACUGCAGGGAAGGUCUUUUCUGUGUCCAUCCCUCCUGCUGCAGGAACGAAGACGGCACUGGGGACAGGGCCGCGGAAGGUGGGGGUAUGGGGGAGCCUGCUGCACCCGGCGGGGGGAGACCCCUCAGCACCCCCAGCCCCACCCCGUGGCCCGUGAGCGAGGUGCCCAACCCACGGCCAGCCCACCGCCCAAGGCCACACGGUCACAGAGAGGUGUGCGCCAGCCCGGCUGACCCGGUGAUAAACACCACUGGCACCAA
Molecule: messenger RNA, 1726 nt
Organism: Lynx canadensis (Canada lynx)
Lineage: Eukaryota; Metazoa; Chordata; Mammalia; Carnivora; Felidae
Gene: RHBG
Product: Rh family B glycoprotein
Exons: 11
Coding region: 141-1421 (426 amino acids)
Biological process (GO): ammonium homeostasis; ammonium transmembrane transport
Cellular component (GO): plasma membrane
Molecular function (GO): ammonium channel activity
Source: RefSeq, a predicted model, not a curated record